CAGCACAGAGAUGCAAAGGGCAGCAGCCGGACCUAUUUAGAGCAGAAGAGUGGGGGCUUUGCAACGGGAUCUCUUCCCUCCCCACCCCCCUGGGGCUGGGGGCACUGAGGUUUGUCUGUUAGAGAGAUACUCCAGCCCUUUGGCAGGACCGUCUCCCUGCGUGGCCGGGGAGAAAUGGUGCCUUUUGCAAGAGCAUGCCCCAGCACAACUAGGCAGGAGGACCAUGAUGCUCUCCCCAGCCCCAGGGUCUUUACGACCCUGACUGAUGUCGCUGGCAAAGAACAAGGACUGGGUGGUUACCAGUGAUCAGCAACCGCCAGCAAGAGAAAGACUUUUCUGCCUAUCCGAAGCUGUUUGAUAACAUCCAUCCAUACUCUGGCUCGUGCAGCAGUUUCAAGAUCGCUCCGACUCGACCCAGCCCGAGCUGCGGCAUGGCUUGGAAAGCAAGCAGCUUUGCAAAUGAAGAAUCAGCCACUCUGUUGGAUGUGGCUUCAGCUUGGAAGAGCUUUCACCAAGCUAAGGAUGUGCUCCAGAGAAUUGAGAACAAGUUUAGUCAUGGGGAACAGAGUUACGCCAACACUCGGCAAGCCCGGAGAAGACUAUGGCACGAAAGGAGCCCUGGUGACUUUCCAUUUACUGGAAGCCAGACCCUCCAAGACAGAUCUGUUUCCAGCGAAGGCGAGUGUAGCGGGAGCAGUCCGUGCAGCAGGGGGAAGUCCCACUCUGCGACAUGCAGCCCCGAUACAGCGGAGGUCGGAGGCGUCACCGCCGCAGCCAGGACGUGGUCUGCCCCGUGGAGUCCAUGUGCACCCAGGACUCGGGACAGUGUCAGUGACCAGGAAGAGAGAAGCCGGCGGAGCCUCAUGAGACCGAGGGGGAGUGCUCCUGGCUCCCCACCCUGGUCCCCUGCAUGUGUCCAUCAGUUCUCAGCUGGCCCAGGUGCAAUCUGGAGAGAUGCUUCUUUGGACAGGGCACGCCAGCCUGCCACACCCUCCGUCUCCCGAAGCAAGAGUCCGGCUGCUCCAGAGCUGGAGGGGCCGAGGAAAAAAUCCCAUGCUGGAAAGCUGCAGCAACUCAAAGAGAGGAUCCGGGAGCAGAGGCAGCGGCACCGGGCUCUGACCCAGGAGCAGGAGCAGCCAAGCGCUGUCUACGCCGGGGACCUGCUGCACGGACGGCCACUGAAAAGAAAGGUUCGCAAAGUGGCAGCUGCUCCCGCAGCCCCAGUCUACAGAGGGUUUAGUGCGGUGGAUCUGAAAGCUGCUCAGUUCCUGCCUGGAAAAGAGACUGAAAGAUCACAAGUGGCAAAGUUCACGGACACUGAAUGCUGGAGGGAUUACAACUACAGUCCAGCCCAGAGGGGGCCAAGUGCGACACCGAGGAAAAAGCAAGGACUGACUCCAUCCAAGUCCCCCGUCCCUAAGAAGACACGGAUAAAUAAAGGUUCCAACUUGUUUGGUGCUUUUGCAUGGCGAGAAGGUCAGAAGUUGGCAGCUAAGUUGCUUGGCCCACCUCCUAAAUUCCCGAAAAUGAGGGACGUGCCUGAAGAUGAAACUGGAGAGAAGAACUCGGAACCUGGUAACGAAUCCAUUGCCACCCUGCAAGGAGGACAGCGCUCCAGAGAAAACGCGGGCAGUGGGGGAGAUCGGGUAGGGAACAGCCCCAAAGAGAAGAGCUGCCGGGUUAUGCAGAGCGGUUCUUUUGAGACAGACGGCAGCGCUCUGGCUGGAGAGGCCAGACAAAGACGAUGGGAUCUGCGCAUGCAAAGCCAAGUUGCUAGCAAGAACCCAAGUGCAAGUCUGCAGAGAGAUGCUCAAGAAGGAAAAGCAGGAGACCCGAGACAAUACCUUGGAGUCAGUCCUCUCGUAUCCCCAGGCAGCGGCACAACUACCCCCAGCUUUCAGGAGGACAAGUCUAGGUCUUUCCUGAACUCAAGCUACAGCAGAGGGAAAGGCACAUCUCCACGGAGAACCACAGGCUCCAACUGGCCAGCACAGAGAGCAUCUGAGAAGGAAAACCUUCCCCAGCCUCUAAAGAAGAAGGUAAAUGUAGGAAGAUCCCACCCUUACAGCCCAGAAGAAGUUCACGAAUUUAUGCACAGAAAAACUGCGGAGAGGAAGAAGAGGAGCUUAGAGGAGAGGGAGUCUGUAAAGCAGGCCAGGGAGGCGAGAACGAAGAGGUUGCAAGAAGUGUACAGGAAACAACGAGAGGCGUUUGCAAGGAAACCAGGCGUCGAGGAGAGCCACGCCGGACACAGAGGAACCGCUCGGCCUGCGCCAAGUCCUCGGUCUCCGUCCAACCACGAACGGAGCAACGCUAGAAGCCUGGAAAGGACCUUUAUGGAGUGGGCAGAUACAACGUCACAUGUUUUAUUGAGAAGCGAAGAGCAAGGAAGCAGCGACUUGCGCCUGGAGACAUCACUGGCUACGGCAGCCCCGUUAGACUUUACUCCUUCGCUGGCAUCUGAAAGGGGCUUCCUCAGCCCUUUGAAACUCCAAGACCUGGAGCUCAGCCCUUCCCCGCGGCAGUGCUUGCCUCCCCAGAGCAUUUUCCUUCCGCCGCAAGCUGCAAGACGUCACCUCAAGGCCUCAGCCUCCGAGGACACUUCUGCUCUCUCUCCUUAUAGAAACAAGCAGGAGAGAGUGAAGGCCAUUCAUGCACUGGCCAGGGCCCUGGGGGCCAGGAUCGAGAUUGCAGCAGAGAGGCUGAAGGCAAUGAGCCAUCUUCCAGACUCUGAUGAUGGAGGACUGGCAUGCACAGCUCUGGGACCUCUUGGCAGGUCUCCCCCAUGCUCGUGGCACAAAACACGGGAAAAAGGUCUGGAUGGGAGAGUGAACCCACUGCUGGGUCUGGAUGACCCGCUUUCUAAUGGCUCAUGGCUUUCACCAGACCAGGAACAGGAUGGAUUGGAUUGGACUAGACAUGCAGAUAGUGCUGCGGGAGCAGAAGCCCAGGGAUGGGAGAGGGGGAUACUAGCUCCUUUGUCAGACACUCUUGCCGUUGGAAAGGAGGUGCCAUGGGCCUCUGCGAGGCAGGAACGCUUUGAUGACUGCAAGAUCCUGAGCCAUGCAUGGAAAGGUCUUGCUGAGGCCGAGAGCUAUCCAGACACAGACUUGUCACGAGGGGAACUGAUGACUUCUCCAUCUCACAGGGGCCUGGUGACAAGUCCAUGGAGAGCACCAGCGGAGCAAAGGAAUCGCUGCACAUCCGAGCUUUGGAGAGAAGAAGCCGCUACGGUACUUCCUAAACAAACUCUGGGAACUUCAACCAGUUGCUGGUCGGGACCUUGCACUUCUGCAGCCAGCAGGAUUGAGAAGGACUUGGGCAGAGGCGAGCCUGCCUGCAGAGAUGCAGAAGAGGGAUAUAGGAGCCAUCUCGAGAGCAUAAAGCAAGCGUCUCAUGUCUUGGCUCUCAAACUGCAGGCCCAUCAGUUCCAGCAGGAAAGGCAGCUGGCAGUCCUUAGUGAAAAGGCCAAGCUGGAAGCCCAAGAGAGCCAGAGGUCUUUGGACGAGCUGCUCAAGCACCAUGUAGAGGGGCUGGAUAGCACCAGUGCCGACUCUGCUGUCAGAUCAAGAUUCGAACUUGCCAAGCAAGAGCCAAGGCGGUGUCGACUUGAAGGUGAUCCCAAAAGAGAGAACGCAGCUGCAGCCAGUACGCCGGGGGGACGUUCACCAAGGCCUUCUGUGCAGAAGGCAGAGACGGAUGGCAAUACGAUGAUUACCCAACCAACCACAAAAAGAAGAGCCCCAGGGGAAGCCAACCUGGAUUCCUCCACCCACCGACCAGAGCAUGGGGACUCUUCUCAGGUACCUCCAUCCUUGAAUCCCUUGUCAGCGCCCAUAAGUCUGCCCAAGAGCAAGACACGUGCAGCAGAUGAUUCAGGAGACAGCAGCGAGCAGACAGACUCCAUCAGCCAGUGGAGCGAAGUGAGCCAGUUCUAUGGAGGCUCCAGCACCUUUUCCCAGUUUGGCUUGGCCAUGGCUGAGCAGUACCUGCGCGAAGAAGAGCUGCGAGCCCGGCACCAGGCCGCUCUCCUCCGACUGCGAGAGGAAGCCCUGCAGGAGAAAACCAGGGCUGAGUUGGCCUGGCUGGAGUAUCAGGAGUGCUGCUUGGAUAACCUGCGAGACGCUCAGGAAAUGACUGCCAUAGCUGAGAAGCAACGGGAAAUCCUGACCAAGCUAAAACAAGAGCAGGUGGAAAUCCUGCACCUCCGAAAUAUCUAUAGAGCAGCCCAUCAGGAGAGGAAGCUCUUAUUAAAGCAGCAGAGAGACAUCUUGCUGAUGCAGAAGUCGACAGCACAACUCCAGCAAGAGCUGCAUAGUUUGGCGGGGCAGCAACAGUUUAUAAACAGUCUGGCAGAUGUCAAAGAAGUAAUAAAGAAGGCUGGGAAGAUUUCCAGUCCAACGACACCCUCCACCCGGGCAGAAUCGACAGCACAGACCUCAAAAAGGCCUGGCGUGUCGGGAAACAGUUGUGCCCAGAAGAGGAAUAAACAAAGCGGGCCAUGUCAGGGCCACCAUAUUGAGAGAGAGAGAACUUCACUAGGAUACAGGAAUCGAGCUGAGGAGCCCCAGAGGUGGGAACGGACAUUUGGCGCAGAUCCCAAGGCGCCUGGAAAAGGAGUUAAGAAAUCACGCGAUGCGGUGAAUCAAACCAUAGGCCCAGUCUUAAUGGAUGAAGACCUUAAAGAUGCAGAGCCUGGUGAUAGGAGUCAGGUUUUCUUACAUCUGGAAGAUGGAGAUUCAGCUGAAAUGGAUAAAGCUACACUCAUCCCUGGGUCAGGAGGAGAUGAACGCUAUGAGUUUCUCGAAUCCAAUCCAGAGGAAAAGAAGCAUAUUUCAAAUGCAGGACUUGACCCUAAAGACAAUAAAGCUAUUAAUUCACACGACAGUGAGUUUACAAUGAAAGGUUUGGGGAUGCUUUCCACUUUGUGUAACUUAUGCCUUGCUCGAGUAGAAAAUUCUCUUCAAGAAACAGAUGUUCCAGUCAUCAAAGAAGAAAAAAAGGAUGUGUUUGCAGCACAUGAGGAAACUCCUGCCGGUGAAAGGGAGGGGUGGGCCAAGCCUUUCUGUGACAGUCUUCAUAAUCUCCUCGGCGAAGGGAAGGGUUUGAAAUCAUGUUCAGAGAGACUAGGCUCUGCUGCCUCAUCCACCAAAUCACAGGACUCGUCUCACAGCAGCAAGAGUAACAAAUCCUGCCAUUCCCUCCCGGAGUUUCGGAAAGUAUCUGCCGUUCGGAUCGACAUCUCUGAAAGCUUUGCUUCAGCAUCCGAGUUGGGAGCUGAGGAUGGACAGGACACCGAUGUCAGCAUCCCUGAGGAGUUUGCCAUGCAAGAUGAUGAGGAUGUUGAUGUGUUUUCCAACCCUUUGACCCAGAUGCGAACGGUGCUAGGUGAUGGGAACGAAUUAUUAUCUGAUGACAAAUGUGAUGAACAAGUGCUCCCUGAUGAGACUUUGCUGUUUUUUCAUGGCUCUGGGAAAUAUCUUGGAGUUGUUCCAGGUUGUGACUGUGUUCACAAAUCACAUCGCGACACCCCCUUGAACAAUGGAAAUCCACAGCCAAGCAUCUCAAAGACAGAAGAGCCAUUUCCCCUCCAGUCUGAUGACCUUGCCAUUGGGAGAUAUGGACCACAUAUGGACGCUUCAACUCCAUCGUCCCGCUCCGAAAACUGCAAUUUAAACAAGGUCUCCACUCCAGGAAAAUCUGAGCAGGGCAGAGAUUCAUUUAACUCCUUAUUGCACAGCAAUGACGUUUGGGGGGCAUGGAAGAGCUUUGGACUGCAGGGCUCCAGCUCCACAGCCAUCAGAGUGGAAAAAGAUGGCAGAGACGAUGAUUUACCUGUUGAUCAGAGUAAGACGGAGCUCUUCGGGUGCCAUGCAGUAGGUUCCUCGAAGCAUCUCAGUGAGGUUGCUGUUGGUAAGAGGGUAUCACUUCCACCUAAAGAAUUGAUGACAGAUGAUGAAAUGUCCUCACUUCCUAUAGCAUCCCCUGUAGUCUCCAGAGACUCAGCAGGUUUGGAAGGUGAAGCUACUGAUGCAGAACUUUUAUCUGACCGACCUGUAUCCGGCAACCCAACUGAAACUGCAUCUCCGCGCACCCGAGCUGUAGAGGUCCCUGUGGAAGCUGCAAUCAGACCAUCUGAUGUUGAAACAUUGCAAAGGGCGAGUGUGGAAAAUCAGAAAAGCCCAGCAACAGGAAGUCAGACCCCCAAACCCACACUGUCUUCCGUCUCCUCCAAACAGCAGUCGUCUCAAGCUAAGCGCUGUCAUCCUGAGUGCAAAGAUGAUGUGACAUUUGUCAGUGAUGAUGAGGUUCUGCCUCCAAUUGAUGAAGACACCCUGUCAGAAAUCCUCUCUCCGGUUGAUGAAGUGCUGUCCUAUGGAAGUAUUGACUUGCCAUCAUCCAAUAAAACGGAUUUCUCAUUUCAGUGUCGUGGUUUACCCGCACCUCCCAUAAUUGCGGGUGGGAUAAAAAGUGACCAUGUUAGCUUCAGCACAGAAGACUUCCCUUCCCCGCCAGAACAGCUGAUACUCUCGGAGGCUAGAGAUAAUACAGAUGCAGAUGUGUCAGUAAUACAGGAUCAGUUAUGCUCACUGCCUGAUGAAGAAGUGGGCCCACCAUCUCCAGAGUUAGGUGGUGAUGUUUCAGUUCAGGAUGGAAAAUUUUUAGGACUUUCUUGGGAUAAAGAAAAUACUUCAGAUAGAAGGGAGGGCUUACUGGAACAGGCAGGAGGAGAAAACAAGAGCGUGCUGCAGCAAUCGGGUUUAUCAUUGGUAUCCAAUCCUAUUUUGUCAAGUCAAGUCAAUAAAAGUCCUGAAUGCUUAAAGAAGCCAAGCAAACCUUUCUUAACGCUAUCCACAGCUCAAGGGGAGGCCGAUGACCCGUUAUUAUCAUUUGAAGUUGGAAACAGAGUAUUAGUAAAGUAUGCCCAGCCAGGCACUUUGAUGUUCAAAGGAUAUACUAAUUUUGAUAACGGUUAUUGGGCUGGUGUGGCACUUGACAAACCUGAAGGCGACCACGAUGGAACUUACAGAGGAGUGAAAUAUUUUGUGUGCGCUAAAGAUUGUGGUGUAUUUGUCAGACCUGACCAAAUUUCGCGUCUCUUGGAAGAUAGCGAAUGUAGUUGUGAUUACACUGGGGAUGAAGAUUCAUUCUCUGAUGGUGAUGCUCCAUCCAAAGGGGCCAGUCAUUCUGCAGACAGUGACCAAAAGAGGACAGGAUAUACGGAAGAGGAAUCGGAAGAUGUUUGCAAUACAGAAGGUCCAGCAUCAAAAGAAAACAAGUCUAGAUCGCACACGUCCUCCUCAUCAGUAAUAAAUCAUGAGUCUCUUAGCUGGAAGCACAGUGAAUUCACCCUUCCAACUUGUUCGGCAGGUUUUGAAUCUGAUAAGGAAACAACAGAACGGAUGGAAAUAGAACAGACCUUUGCAAAUGUGCUUCCAGUCAGAAAUAAGGACAGCCUCACAGGGGAAUUUGGCAUCAGCAGACAUAUUAGCUGCUUACUGCAGGAUCAAGAGAGAAAUAAACUGGCUGAUGCUAUCUCUAGUGAACUCACUACAAAACUUCUGCUUGACACUUUAAUUGCAUUCUCUGCAACAGCUGAACACAAAUAUAAAAGUGUCUGUGAAAGAAAAAUGAGAAAAGAUGGCUUUGAAAAAGUAGACAGUGGGAAAAGGUUGCUUUUUAAGAAGAAUCACACUGAUAGCUUCUCUGAACAAUCAGCCGCAGUUUCUGAUGUCUUAUUGUGCCACUUUGAUAUGCUUAACAGUCACGGCCCUUGCACAGCACAAACCAUAGUAGAAAAAAUUAUAACUAAAUUUGUAGAUGAUGCACUGAAAGAAUACAGGAAGAUUAAAAGGAAACAAGGAGCAAAAGUAGAUGAGCUAUGUCACGGAUCUGCUGAGACCGCUCAAGCCACAUUGCCGUUCCUUAUAAAAAUCCUUGAUGCUGGUGUUUUUGGAAGUGCUGAAGGCUUGGAUCAGCUCAUUUCUGUCCAACCUACCCAGGAGCUAAAACUUCAGAGACAAAACCUGUACGGAUUAGAUCAGUGGCAUUCUGCUCCUUGGAAGAAGACAGUGGAGGUUCCUCUGUUGGUCCCACAUAACAGGUCCUAUGUUAAGACACUUUCGGCACGUGCUGUAGAGGAAUUAUGGACUCCUGAAAACAUAUAUACAAACUGCAGGAGGAUCAAUGUGCCAAAGGCUUUUAAAGAUCAUGACAUCUCAGAUGAUGAUUUGGAAGCAGAAAGCAAAAGGAUAUAUAAUCAGAUUAUAUUUGAUUUGACUCAGGAGCUGUUGCAAGAAGAAUAUGCAGUAAUGGGGAAUCCAAACACUUAUCCGUGGCUGAAAGAAAACCUGGGUUCUCGUUGCUCCAGACGUCUUCAGAGGAAGCCAGAUGUCAAUGAAGUCAAGUCUAUUAUUCAGGGAGAAAUUAUAAAGAUAAUGAACUUUGAAAAAAAUGACUUGGAGAUGAAGAGGAAACUCCUUAAUAUGACAAAGUAUGGAAACUGUAAAAGGGACAGAGUGGACUUGAUUCUGAUCCAGGAACUCCACAAAGAAGAAUCUCAGUGGAUUUACUACGACGAUGAUGAAUUGACUGUGAAGAGGAGACUAAGUGACGACAUUUUUGACAGCUUGAUCCUUGAUACAGUCCGAGUUCUUAACGAGAUCUACCUGAGAAGAACUUGUGAUUAGGAGUUUUGCUUAGCAGCCUGCGAGGGCGGAGGCUUAACAUGCUCUGAUCUGAGGGCAAAAAGACCCACAACCAUGCACUGAUGAAUUUUCAUUCUGAAAGGUGCACCUAAGCGCAGGGUGCUGCUGGUCUAAGUUACAGAUUUUUAUGUGCUAUGAAAACAGAGCAAACAAGUGACUCGAGGAUGAAACAAAAUCAACUAAAAAGUUGCAGUGAUCCCAUGUGAGCUUAAAACUUAGCACUCUUCUCAGAUGGGUGCCACACAAUCUAAAUUCUCCUCUAGCGACUAAAGUUUUACUCUGGUUUUUAUUUAUCUGUACUUUGAUGGAGUCAGCACUUUACUCGCAUAUGCAUUUUUAAUAGCACAAUUGGUGUUAAAAAAUUGCCUAUUACUAGCCUAUAAAUUAUAUAUAAACAAGGUUCAAAAACAAUUUAUCUGCAAAUAACCUUAUUUUUUGUUGUUGCAUUUAGAUUGGGUACGAUGCCUUGUGAAUCGUACAUUAAAAGCUUUGCAAAAUGGAGAACAAAUAUACGUGCCUAUGUUUAUAAUAUACACUGUGCAUAUGUAAUAAUACUCGCAAGUAUUUAAGUUGUUGCCACUCCCUGAGGCUUGGGAUCAGCUUCCUUGGGAGAAGGGACUGUAUUCCUAUACUUGACCAUAGAAAACAGGUAGCACUUGCUUCCCAAGGAUGACAUCCUACCCACAAAAGAGCCACCUGCAUUACUUAAGCACUGCACAUGUGCUGUGUGUGCGCAAACUGGGUGCAGCACAGAGGUUCAGGGUACCUGCAAAUCCCUUCUAUGCUGGGUAAAGGGUCUUCAUGGUGACCCUGCAUAGACUGGUGGGAAGGCCAGUUUCACUUCAUACUUUCCACUCUUGUACCAUGAGCUUGCCCCCAGAAACCUUGGCCUUCAGUGUCCCUUCUGAUAUUUUGCUUUCCAUUUAACUUAUGCCCAACUAACUAAAGAUGGAAGAAACAUGAUGUCUGUCAUCUUCCCCUUGUUCGUUCUGCUUACGUGUGAUCUCUUGCCCCAUCCUAUGUCUGUGGUGACAGGUUCUGUCUGCUCCUCUUGUCCAAUACAUUGUACAAUGAGACCCCAUGCAUAGGCACUGCUAUAAUAAUUAAUAAUACCCUACAGGUCACCCUAUGCAUAGGCACCACCAUAAUAAUUAAUAAUACCCUACUGGUCAGACUAAGAGAGGGCUUGCUGGAUCUGUGACCAUACAAAAACCAUGACCCAACACCAUCACACCUGACAUAAAGAGGCUGUAGCUGCAUGCCAGCCUAACAAGCUGCAGAGGCAACUGCAGAGAGACUCACCAGCAGCCCCUGUCCUGGUUCUAGACUGUGGGACUAUGGGGAUUUCAUUUCCCCAAGCCCUCCCCAAAUUGAAUCUACCUGCUCAGGUUUGGCACUCACUUGGAACACUGAUGCUGGCUCUGUGUAUUAAUUCAGCCAUACUGCUUCUGCUCCUUAGAAACCUGCUGUCCCCUGUGCCAAUGGUUUAUAUGAACCCCUUCACUUGACAAGGCUACCAUUAGACUGAAGAAAACCUUGAAGAACAUAAUGUAGGAACAAUCCCGGGCCUGGCUGGAGCAGGGGUUGCAGAAUGACUGAGUGGAGUCAGGGACUGUGAUUUUAUGCAAACAAACCACACAUGGAAAUAUGAUGCACUUUAAAUAGAUUCCUACUUGCUCAGCAACCUAGUUUUAUGGAAUGAAUAUGUUAACGAAAAUAGUACCGGUAAGUCUUUAGUAUGCACUUGGCACACAUGAGUUUGUCUGAGUUCUUAUAAUUUGAGGAAGAAUGUAGGCUGCAUCAGUAUGACUUUUAUUCUAAUAGGCAAAACUGGGAAAAGCAAGGCAUUGGGAGGGGUAUGUUGAUAUUUUGUGAUCCAGAUAAUUUUUCAGUGUGUUCCUGCAUUUGCAUUUUCCUUCUACAUUCAGAGAAGAAGGAUUGAUUUCUUUUUAAUGGUUACUGUUUUAAACAGACAUGAUUUAAUAGAUAACUUGGGCCCAAUUUUUGCUUCUAUAUGAUUUGUUCCUUGUAUAGUUUGAUAGUACUCAGUGGGUGCGUCUACAUGAGAUGCUUACUGCGGGGUAGACUAAUUAGCUCUACAGUAAAUAUUGCGUGUCUACACAUGCACCCCUAUUAGGCUGGAAUAAACUAAUUAGCGCCACAGCAAGGUAAAGGUAGUACUGGUAAAUACAAGUACUAUCUUCCUGCGGAGUUUUUUACUCCACAGCAGCACAUGUGUAGACACUGCUUUGGUUGGCUGGGGCAUGCCUGCUAGACCUGCAUUGAAGCAUGCUUGUGCCCCAGCCAGCCCUUCCACAGCACGCUGAGCCGGGGAAGCGGCCCCAGCCUGGCAGGCUGACCCCAGGGGCCCUCUGCCACCCGGGGCUGCUCCGACCUGGCUUAACGUGCUGCGGUCCCAGGCGCACGUGCAAACAGUGCACUCAGGAGCAAUAAACUCUGCCGUGAUAAGCACCAGAGCUCAUUGCUUCCAGUUAAUUGCAGGUGUAGAUGCAUCCAGUGACUAAUUACAGGGGAGCUAAAUCAUUAAGUACAACCGAUUCCUUCAUAUCUUGCUUAAUCAGGGAAUCUUUCAUAAAGAAAUGAGACAAGUUCACUUAAUACAAGCAUUUAUGCACUAUUUAAGGUUCAGUUUUGUUGGACAAAACAAAUGUUUCCUGUGUGUAUAUUUUAAAAUUCUGAUACUUCAAACUAGUUUUUGCACUGAAUCUUUCUUUAAGCUUCUUGAACAGAUUAAAUAAAGCAUAUGGAAUUUUCAA
Molecule: messenger RNA, 11485 nt
Organism: Alligator sinensis (Chinese alligator)
Lineage: Eukaryota; Metazoa; Chordata; Crocodylia; Alligatoridae
Product: centrosome-associated protein 350
Exons: 31
Coding region: 432-8690 (2752 amino acids)
Biological process (GO): microtubule anchoring
Cellular component (GO): centrosome
Molecular function (GO): microtubule binding
Source: RefSeq, a predicted model, not a curated record